Molecule: messenger RNA, 1140 nt
Organism: Durio zibethinus
Lineage: Eukaryota; Viridiplantae; Streptophyta; Magnoliopsida; Malvales; Malvaceae
Source: RefSeq, a predicted model, not a curated record
AUGAUAACCCGCUUUAAAAAGAACCAUAGAAAGCGUGGCCACGCGAGCGCUAGUCAUAGCUGCAUCGACAAGCAUCGCAAGCACUUGAGGGGUCAUGAAAACGCUGGAGGCAUGCACCACCACAGGAUUCUCUUCGACAAGUACCACCCUGGCAAGGCUAGGAUCAUCUUCCAAGACAAAUAUGCCAGACGAAAAACGGUGGUCGUGAAGUCCUUCAACGAAGGCAUACGUGACCGCCUCUAUGGUCACUGUUUGGUUGUAGGAAUGAAGAAAUAUUUAAGCAAGGUUAUCUGCAAAGAUUAUGCCAAGAAAUCACCCGUCAGGCGCUUCAUCAAGCUCAAGCCUGCCACUCCAACUUUUGGUGAUCUUAACCACCUCAUCUCUGCUACCAUGAGUGGUGUGACAUGUUGUCUGCGGUUCCCUGGACAGCUGAACUCUGAUUUCGGUAAGUUGGCCGUUAACCUUAUCCCCUUCCCACGACUACACUUGUUCAUGGUUGGAUUUGCACCCUUGACAUCCAGAAGAUCGCAGCAGUACCGGGCCCUCACUGUGCCUGAACUGACUCAGCAGAUGUGGGAUGCCAAAAACGUGAUAUGUGCUGCUGACUCACGCCAUGGCCGAUUCCCUACUGCUUCUGCAAUGUUCCGUGGUAAGAUGAGCACUAAGGAGGUUGAUGAGCAAAUGAUUAAUGUCCAGAACAAGAACUCAUCAUACUUCGUAGAGUGAAUCCCUAAAAAUGUCAAGUCUAGUGUUCGUGAUAUUCCACCAAAGGGUCUGAGGCUGUUUCCUACUUCUGUUAAGAAAUCGGCAUCAAUCCAGGAGAUGUUUAAGAGCGAAAGGGAUGCAAUUGCAACUUUCAAGAAGUCUGGACGUAUCCACACUAGUGCGGUAUCAGUUGCUAUUCUCCCUCAGGCUGAUAAGGUAGAUGUCCAAUUAAGGAAUGAAGAUUUGAGAAUUGAUACUUACAGGUCCGGUUGUUCUGGUUGUCAACAUUCAAACACCACCAACAGUGCAGUUAGAGUCACACAUUUGCCCACUGGUAUUACAGUAUCCAUACAAGAUAAACGAUCCCAGCAUAUGAACAAAGCCAAAGCACUUAAAGUACUCCGUGCAAAGCUGUACGAAAUGGAGAGGUCCUGA